Anneissia japonica is the source of this 1256-nucleotide messenger RNA. Its product is annotated as spermidine synthase-like. Gene Ontology annotation, molecular function: spermidine synthase activity. Lineage: Eukaryota; Metazoa; Echinodermata; Crinoidea; Comatulida; Comatulidae. Gene Ontology annotation, cellular component: cytosol. Gene Ontology annotation, biological process: spermidine biosynthetic process. The record is from RefSeq and is a predicted model, not a curated record.
GAGAGUGCAUAUGGCUUCACCUUGAUUUGAUUAAGAAGAUGCACAUGUUUUGCCGCUCUUUAUUUCCAGUUGUUGACUACGGAUAUUGUACUAUACCCACUUACCCCAGUGGACAAAUAGGCUUCAUGAUGUGCAGUAAAAAUUCAGAGACAAAUUUUCAAAAUCCAGUCCGUAAAUGGAGUGAAGAGGAGAAGUUAAAAAACAACCUAAAAUACUACAAUGAAGCUGUGCACAAUGCAGCAUUUGUUUUACCAGAAUUCGCAAAAAAGAAAUUAAAAGAAUGAUAUGGGGCAUGGAUUUAAUCAUCUUUUGUCAAUCAAGUAUUGCAGAGGAACAAGAUGCAACACUUAGCAUAUGCAUGCUUAGGAGAAUCCAGAUGUGGCAAAUGGGGCCAAAAAUCACCUUCACAAUCUUGCAUCACAAUAUCUAACAUAGGGUUAUAGCUGUAGAAAACUAAGGAUGGGUGGUAGACAUUUUAAGGAUAUGUGGGCGAUAACAUUGGUAAACUAAUUAUUAAUAGUGGAUUUUAAGAAUGGGCAAGGAAAGGUGGGUGGAAGGCUAUGAAAUUAGCUUUAGACUAGAUGGAAAACUCCAAGACUUGGUGGCCCCGCCCACCAUAACUAUAUCCCUACUAACAGAUUGCUUGGUAGUUGAUCGUCCAGCUCGCAACACAAGAUCUUCCAGCAUGACCUCAUUGGUUGCACUGAGAACCAGAAUACAUGCUGGUUGUGUGGUCUUUUCUGCUGCUGCUCCAAGAUUGGAAUUCACUUUCACCUUAGGAACAAUAUACAUCUUGAGCAAUUUAAUAACAUAUUUAAAACAAACCUCUUUGCUCUUUAUAAGAUGCAUUUUAGUUAAGUAAAUCGUUCAUAAUGAUGUUGUUAUAGGCCACUUAUUGUUUUUUGUUUAUCUCUGGAUGCUGUAUAUCCCAUGCCAUCUAUGGAAAGGUGCAAUACCAAACUUGUGACCAUCACAUUAGAAGUUAACCCUAACCAAAUGUGAAAUAAUUUUGAUAAUAGAUUAAAGAUGGAUAAAACUUGAGUUUCAAGGGGACAACUUACUGCAUUCAAAAAUGCAUUCUUUGUGACUGUAGGGUGCCGUAUUUUUACAACUAAAACCUGCUUUUCCUCAAGGUCAUCCACACAAGCCUAUCACACUGACAUGAGAUGUGCAUGGGGCAGAUGGCAGUGUGUAUAUGUUCUAUGAUCUCAUCCGACAGCACUUUAUUUUAUGAAUAAAUUAUAUCAAAAGCUUGA